GUGAAAGGGGUCAGCGAGUUGUCUGGUACAGUUUGAUGGUGUCAAUUUGUAAAUAUAUGGUUUCUCGCCGCUUUACCACAGCGGUACAGCUAUCAGCAGAAAUCAUGCAACAAAGGACUUAUGAGGUUAGUUGGUUUGGGGGUUGUUUUUCUUUUACGAAGAUUAAGAAGCAACCGAGACUUCAAUUUCGUGGCUCAGAUAUGCAAAGCUGAAGAGCGGUCAUAGUUACUGUUUCGAACUUGCACUCAUCGUGUAAAUUCAACCCAGCAUCUUUGACUAGAUCUAAUGACUUUCUUUGAAGGAUGCUGUGAAGAAACUAAACUCUCUUCAAACGAAUGCUCAAGUCUUGGAGCAAAUCCGCAAAACGCGGGGAAGGCUGGCACAGAAUAACUUACCGGAGAUGAGAAGCUUCACUGAGCGAGCUGGGGUCAAAGUGAGUUUUACUGGUUACACUAUCCUUUGUUUGUUUUUUAAACUACCUACAGGUUAUCUGUUCGUUAUUCUUUUUCACCUGCAAGGCUCGGGAAGGUGUCAGAAGCAUAUACAGUGUGUAACUUUAGAAACUCUCGCCAUUGUUGUUAUUAUUUCACGUGACGUUAUUUUACUUUCGUGACAAAUGUGAAUUUUUGGCGGGUAAUCAUGUGUUAACAAAAUUAGUGAUCGUCAUUUGAAGGUGAGAUGUGUGGCCAUGUCUGUGUUUUUGCGGUGAAAUGGGUAAAAACGUGAAAUGCAUUACAAAAUUUUAAUUCUUUUCCUUAACAAUCUUUCCUUAAUGUUGUCAUUUAAAGUCUGGUAGAAAAGCAUUAGAGAGCGCGAUUUGAAACACUGCACUGUGCUACUGCGCGCUGAAGCUUGUCAAGUAUCCAACAUACUGUCUCCAAUUGAUUGUACAAAGUAGAAUCAGUUUAAUUGAAUGAGAUUUGUGUAAUGAGAGCGUUAUUAAAUUCAUGAAAACAACCAUUCAGAACAACUCAGAUGUCUCAAUUAUAGUUAAGGGGGUAAGUUUCUAAAGAAACUGUGGUGCUGCGUCAGUAGGAGAGUACAACAGGGUGAUUUAGUGUUAUCAACUGAACUGAUAAUGUAAAUUGGUUACCGUAAAGAGUUUAAAGGCUGACAUUUCAAGCGUUAGCCCUUCAUCACACACUGCUCUGAUGAAGGGCUAACGCUCGAAAUGUCAGCCUUUAAACUCUUUACGGUGACCAAUUUACAUUAUCAGCCCAGUCGAUAACUCUAAAUUACCCUCUUGAAUAUAGUUGUCAGAUUUAAUUGGGUUCAAUAAUGCACUUUGUAUUAUUAAUUACCAAUAUUUUUCAAAAAAAACAAAAACAAAGCCAAAAAAAAAAAUAAGCAAAUGCCAAGUGAGGGCAAAUGAGGCAAAUUUAGUUUUUACAGAGGCAGCGCUUAUUAAAUAUUCAUCACUGAUUUGACAAAAGAGUGAAAGGUGCAUAUAUCAAUUGAAAUCAACUUGAAACGGUUUUUUAAUCAUGCGUUUGUGAACUAUUGAGUUCACAAGAGUGUAAUUCUUUUCUAACUUCUAUUUUGCCUUUUGUUUUUUUUUUAAAUAUCACACUUUGCAUUUUAUUGGUGACAACUUUAUUGUAUUUAGUUGUUUCUUGUUAAUUUAACUGGAGGUUGAGACUCCAUUUGGAUGAAGGGUAGCAUUACAUUUUGGCUUACAAAUGGAAGUUCAGAAACUUUUUAAUCACACAGAGAUACUAUUUGCAAAGAAUAAGAUACGGUGGCUAUUGCUCCCUUGAAUUUUUAAUAAGAAAAUGGUUCUUUGUUCAUAGAUGGAGGAUCUAGAUAAGCUGUCUAUUAUUCACAUCAGUGGUACAAAAGGAAAGGUACACUAUCAUUGAUUAUUUUUUAUUCAUAAGUAAUUCAUCUAGCCAUCUGGUAUCUUUUAACCCUAGAUUAGCUUAAAUCACACACUCCUAAGUUUUGCUUAAGUGUACAAUCAGUUAGACCUCCCACAAUUCAAUUAUUUAAAUUUAUAAUAACAGUAAUACUCCGUAUUUCAGAAUUUCCUUGCUUUCAGUGUUUGGUUGCAGUCCUAAUUUCAUAUCUGCAGGUUUCUGUUUUUUUUUUACUUACACAAAGAAUGAAAUAGUGGAUAUUAGUUGAACUGUCAAUGUUCAGUGGUUGAUUAUUUAUGAACCCUCUGACUCUCAGGAGUGACCCAAAAAGAAUUCCCUUUUAAGGUAUCCAUAGAUUUUCAAGCUCAAAAUUUAGGUUUACUGAAGAAAAAUCAUUUGCCUUUUUUAGAAACAAAUUUCUUUGCAAAAAGGAAAAUUCAGCUUUAUCAGAGUAUACUUGCCUAACCAACCAUACAAUUGGGUGGGAUAAUUCUAAAAUUAUCAUCACUAAUCGGCAUUACCACCAGCGCCUUUGUUUGGAGGCUUGGCACAUUAACUCCGCCCACGCCCCUUUAAAUCAUGACGAUGGCGGUCUGCUUCCUGACGCCUAUUUACACCUCGUCAGAAAAAAGGCCACUAAUUAGUGAUCAUAUAAAAGGACCUCUUGUUGCAGCGUUUAGAUCACCCCUGAUGAAGGCACUAGACAGGACUGUUGAAACAUUGGGUCUAUGAAUUGUAACUUCUUCAGUUACAUUCAUUAAAUCUGCAAACCAGUGUAGCAUCAAACUAUAUCUGAUUGUCCACCUGGUUGCCGUGUGAACUUUAAUAAAUCAAAUUUAAGGUUUUCCCUCUAUUUCUUUGAAGGGCUCAACUUGUGCAUUUUGUGAAAGCAUUCUACAUCAUGAAGGCCUGAAAACAGGAUUCUAUAGGUAAAAUUAAUACAGAUAUAAAAUCUUGUGUUAAACAAACAAAGGAGAAUUUACAAGGACCAAGAACUAGCCGUAAAUUCACCAUAGGUGCACUACAAGUCUGAUCAAGGAAAAUUCAUUGGUAGUUAUUGUUGUGAUAUCAUCAGCUUUAAGACUCAAGAAGGACUUAAUAGUUGUCUUUGUACAGGUUUAACCUGCUAGUAAAGUUUGUUUACUUUGUUUUGUGGUAUUUAUACCCCUGCUACAUUGUAGCUUCAUGGUACAAAGACCAGGAUGAAACUCUCACUACUAGUAGUGUAGUUUUCAAUGGAAUUUUGUUUGUAACGAGUUUAACCGUGCAAACUUGUGUCACCCAGCUCACCACAUUUGAUGGAGGUCAGAGAGAGAAUCAGAAUCAAUGGGAAACCAUUACCUAAGGAGAUGUUUGCAAAAUAUUUCUUUGAUUGUUGGGAUAACCUAUUAAAUAAUGGUGAUGUAAGUACCAAGGUAAUUAAGUACAUAUUAUUUAAUGCUUCUUGCAUGUCAGAAAAUACAUAAGCUAAGGGGUGAAGAGUUUAGAAAGUGCAAUACAUUGGUAUACUGUCUCAACACUGUGUAAGGUUUCUGAUAAGUGUUUUGGUAAACUGAACCUUACAAAAUACUAGUGAAUUGGUUGGAUAAUAAAUGAAGAUGCAUCAAAAUACAAUACAACUUUCAGUGAUGAAUUGCAGUAUCAAAUAGAGAGAGAGAGUUAAACACCUUACAAAUGUACCAGAAGUAACCAGACACUUUGUAAGCUUAACCCUUUAACUCCCAAGAUCUCAUUAUCAAUUUCCCUUACUGUCUGCAGAAUGAUUCUCAUUAUGUUAGUUUGGGGAAUUUGAUAUAAGAUCAAUUAGUAAUCGUAUAAUGGAUAUUUUUCUUUAUUCUCAUCACUUGUCUGCAUGAUAUUGUAUAGAUAUGAUAAGGAGAAAUUCUCUCUUGGUCACUCAUGGGAGUUAAAGGUUUAAGUCUUUUUUCCCCUCUUACUUCUAUACUAGAGUAUAAUGUUACUGUAAAUCUAUGCUCGGUAGAUUUGAUAAUGAAAUGUGAUUCUGAUUUAUCUUGCAGCCUAUGUAUAAUAUGUCUUUUAAGAUUUAAAAUAUGUCUUGGCUCUAAUGAAUGCAGUUUUGUUGUGUUUCAGGAAGAAGGGAAAAACUCUAUGCCAGCAUACUUCAGAUUUUUGACUUUGAUGUCGUUUCAUGUCUUCCUGAAAGAAAAGGUAUGCCAUGAAUUUAAAGUUAACCCUACUUUAAAUGGUUAAAUUUUUUUACUGAAACAUAACAUACCAGUAAGUCUAGUUUUAUAUGUUAGCCUUACUUUGAACUGUUCCAAAACCAAUUACACUUUACGUAGAGAAACAUGAUUUAAGUCUAAUUUUGUUAUAUUAAUUUUUCUUCACCUGCUCAAAAUAAUGCAAUGGAUUGUGAUUAUUUGAGCUUGCAUCAUUAUGUUACUAUAAGAAUUAUCAAGAUUACAUAUUCAGUAUUCAAAUGUUAACUUAAAUAUAUUAACCCUUUAGCUCGCAUAAAUGACCAAGACAGAAUUUCUCCUUACAAUAUCAAAGACAAUAUCAAGCAGACAAGUGAUGAGAAUAAAGAAAAAUAUCAGUUAAAGGAUUAUUAGUUGAUCCAAUACCAAAUUCUCAAAACUAACAUCAGAAGAACUGUAUAACAGACAGUAAGGAGAAUUACUAAUGAGAUCUUGGGAGUUAAAGGGCUAAACUAAAUAUGAUUUUGCUCUGUUUUGAGGUUGAUGUGGUAAUUCUUGAGGUUGGAAUUGGAGGUGCAUAUGACUCUACUAACAUUAUCAGGUAUUUGUUUGUAUUCCAUCUGUUGUUUGCUGUGUAAUUACGUAACAAUUAAUGCCCCAAUCUCUUGAAAUUCCUUACACACUAGUUUUUAUAUUCAGCUAAAUUUGUAAUUUGUGAUGGAAAUAUCAAACUAUAAUAUUGAUAUUAAUACAUGUCUAUCCAGAAAUCCUGUUGCUUGUGGAGUGACAUCCCUUGGCAUGGACCAUGUAAGCACAUUGGGUGGAACUAUAGAAAGUAUUGCUUGGCAGAAGGCUGGGAUAUUUAAGGUACAUGUUAUUCAUUAUAGCUACCUAUUACUGUAUAAUUUCACAAGAUUUACAUUCAUCAUGAAUGCUCAAAAGGGCACUCAAAGAACUGUUUUUUUACUGAUAACCACAAACUGCAAGCACAAACCAAAAAAAAACCAAACACAUGCAAUUCCAUAGGGAAAUGUUGUGUGAACCAGAAAUGAAACAGUAGCCAUGUUCAUUGACAUCUCAUAUUAGGAUGACUUUGCAAGUCUUGUAAUUUGCCACAUCUUCACUUGUUGCACUUGUAUUUCCAGCCAGGAGUUCCUGCUUUUACUGUCCCACAGCCAGAAACAGCCCUGGAUGUUGUGGCUAAUAGAGCAAAAGAAAUAAAGGUACCAGUCAAAUUUUUAAAUUUCUUUUUUAACACCUGAACAAUUUUCUGCAGUCAUAAUUAUAUUUAUUGUAAUCACAUUUUCAGGCUCCUCUUCACAUCAUUCCUCCCUUAGAUGACUAUCCAGGAGGUUUGCCAGGUAUUCCCACUAUCUAUUUUACCCUUAACCCUCAAUUUCAUGAUCUUAGAACUAAUUCUCUUUACUGCCUGCCAUAAAUCAAUAUUUUUCUAGAGUCACUGUUAUUGCCUGCUUGCUUGUAAACACAAUGUCGGUAUUUACUGACUGGCCAUUCCCAGGAAAUUACAUGAGUGGGAAGGGGUUUAGGAAUAGGAUUGCAUACAUGUACUCCAUAUUCUUAUUCAUAUUUUUUGGGGUAAAAUGUAAUUUUAAUUUUUAAAAUAACUAAUAAUGAAGGGGAACAAUUUGCAUGUUUCUUUGAGAGAGGAGAAUUACCGAUAAUGGCUGCCACUUACCUGCAAAAAAAACUUUAUGUUAAAUUCAUAUUUAUACUUCUUAUGUGCUCUGAUAAGAUAAUGUCACUCACAUUUCUUUUUUUCAUUUUUGGGUACUUUUUAAGUUCUUGGUCUGGAAGGAGAUCACCAGUUAUUGAAUGCAUCCCUCGCCCUACAGCUUUGUCAAACAUGGGUUUCAAGAAGAUACAUGAAGGAUGAUAAUCAUGAAGGUUUGAUUUUUAUUUAGUUGAUUGAUUGUUUAAAUAAUUAGCAUCCAGAUUUUUUGUUAAAGAAGUACAUACUCUUGGGGGUAAGUGAGAAUGCGCAGUAAGAAGGGCAACCCUGUGUGCUAAGGAAAAGUUUGAAUUGGUUUUGAAAUUUAUGCAGAACUACAUUUCAUUUGGUUUUCAUUUGAUGCUGUGCUCUGUGUGAAUGAUUUUGAGUAGUUGCACGCAUCCCUCAACCAGUUAUGAAUUACAACAUAAACACAAAAACUAAUUGUGACCUAGAUUUCUCAUGUAUUUCUCUCUUUUAUUCAUGUAAUUUUGAAUGAGUUAUUAGAUUCUUCAGCUAUAAAUCUGUCUUUGUUUUGAUUGGCUAUGAUGACUAUUGUCUUGUGGUUUUGGAGCUUUUUUAAACCUCAACCAAAAAACCUGACACUUGUAUUCUUGGCUAACUCAGUGCCUUGGUUGUGCUAUGAAGCAUUGUUUUCUUGUGGCCCUCAGUAUAUUUAAUCCUUGUGUUGUCAAACUUAGGAGCACUUCCCACACUGAUUUAACCAGAGAUAUCUCUGAUUAUGUUUACUGAACCAUUGAGAGUUACCAAUAAUGCAAAGUUCUCAACAGUAUUUAAAGGUCAAAUAAAUGUUUCCAUUUCUUCUCUAUCAUCUAGUGGAAAACGAAACAAGUGUAGAAAAAGCACCCAGGGAAGAGAAGUUGUCAAGUGAACCCUUGACUAAAAAAGCUAAAAUUGAAGUUCCUGUUGCACAAACAUUUGAAAUCUCCAAUACUUUUAGAAGCGGUAAGAAAACAGUUCAUCUAUUUCAGUUAUUAGUCAAAUACCAAAUUGAAAAUGACUUUACUGCCAAACUUUGUUGUUGAAAAUUUUGGAAUGAAAAUUCUGUGACUCAGGCCUAUUACUGUUUAAAUUAUGUGCUCUCUGCAACUGGUUCUGACCUAACAUGUGAAACAAAUGAAAGCUUUGUCAAUCAGCAAGCAGUUUUUGACUUCAAUUAAUUUUUACGUCUCAAAUGUAAAAAAAGGAAGUUUAAUUAAGUAUGAAGUGGAUGCCCAGAGGAUGUUAUUUCUCUGUCUUUUUAACCCAUAAACCCUAAUGUCACUAUGCACAUUCUUCGGUUUGCAUGUUAUCUAAGAAGAUACAUUUCCUAAGGUGCUGACAAUAAGAAAUUGCGUAACAAUUAAAAGCUUCUUCAUCUGGAGAUCAUUUCCAUCAUUCUUGUGACCUUAAUGGUUGAUUCAGGGGUGAUAUUGUAAGGAAGAAUUCUAUUCCAGUUACAAGACAGGUGUCCUGUAUUAGGAACCCUCAUUAAUCAACUUUUAUAUCUGCUCCUGUUGAAUAAAGACAUCCUUUGAAUACAGGUUCAUCUUACAGUAGAUGUGGCAGGAAAGUUUGGGCCUUGGGCAAGUGUCCAGGCAAUGUGGGGUUUGCAAAACAAGGCAUCACUGUAUUUCUUAUUUUAAUUGUACCAGGAUUGAAAAAUACCAGAUGGUGUGGACGAAACCAAGUCAUUGUUAGGCCGGCAGUUACUUUUUAUCUGGAUGGUGCUCACACACCAAGAAGUAUGGAGGUACUGGAAUACAUACACUGUCUGAUAGCUAUUUAAAGUUAAGAAUCAAACUGGAACAUGUAAAGGCUGGUGUCAUCAUAACACAAUUUUCAAUCAAGUACUGUAUCAACAGUGUCACUGGAUUGCUUUGUUUUUCCUUUACUUUGCUCUGUAAUUUAUCAAGAAAACUCACACCACUCUUUCAACCAAUCAGUUGUGAAACUUAAACCAAUUAUUACUUGAUUGCCAAUAUUUUCCCAUGCUUUAGGCAGUUUGGUUGAUUUUACUUUGACUUCUUAUCUUUACUGCCCUUAAUUCUAAUUGGCUGAUGUGAUCACAUUGAUUUUGAUUAUACAACACUCAAUUGAAAAGCACCCCACAUAUAAACCAGUUCUAAGUUAGGUCCAUAGCUUUAUAAGGGUAUAAGUUGAUAGCAUGAGGAGGAAAACACCAGCUGACAAGGCUUUCCCGUGUGUACAGAUGUUAUGUGCUUAAAAUAUAUAUUCAAAAUUGUAUUUGGAUGCCUGAAACAGGAACACGUCCUUGCUUCAAUUUUUACCCUUCAUUUAGUCUCAACAACCAAAUAAAAUUGUCUUUUGUAUUUGAUUUACUUGAGAAUCAUACUUAUAGAGUGGGUUCAAAGUUUAGCUUCACGACCACAUCCACUCUCCUUUACAUACUGUACAAAUUCUCUAGAAGCACCACACAUAAGUGAUGUAAUGUUCAGAGAUAUUAUGUCUUUGUUUAAAAUUUGCAGCCUUUUGAUUACUUGCUUUUAGGGUGAUCUGCUGUAACUAAGAGCAGAUAGAGAAAACUGAUAAUAACAUGAGGGGGUAGUGAUGAGUUAGUUGGAAAAAGAGAGUAGUGGCGAUGAAAAAGGUUUGGCUCAUUUUACACUUAAAGGAUUUUCAUAUUCUGGUGUUUUAGGCCUGUGCCAGGUGGUUUAAAAGGAGAGCUGAUGAGGAAAAAGAAAAAGAAAGGUGAUGUAUAGAAUGAGCAAUAAAUUAAAUGCAAAUGAGAUUUCCCAUGCAGUUAAACUAGUAAUCUGAUGAAGGAACAGAUCAGAAGACAAGACAUUUUAGUUUAAAAAUGAUGUAAACUUUCUGAGUCUAGGAUCAAGACAAAAGGCACACUGUGACAUUUUCCUGUCUUUUUCAUUUGUGUUUGUGUUAUAGAGGGACUGUUGCACGAGUGUUGCUUUUCAACUUGACUGGUGGGCGUGAUCCUCAUGGUCUUCUGAAACCAGUCAUGGUAUGUAUUUUAUUAAAUCGUUCCUAUUUUUAUUGAUUGAAAUAGAAUUAACAAUGUUUUGAUUAACUAAACUUGCAGCAUGAAUGAUUAUCUUGAAAGAGGAAAUGUUAGGGGCAGUUGAAUGAGUGCUUAUUGAUGGAUAAGUGAUAACAAGACGUAUCAUGUUAUCCACCGGAUAGAGAUUUAUCUAGGGGAUAGCAUUAUCCGAUCUUUGAACAACCAGGGCCUGCUGAUUACUUAGAAUCCCUUUGGUGAUUUCAUGUGUUCAUGAGUCCUACGUUUUUCAUUUUUCAGAAAUGUGAUUUUGAUCAUGCAAUUUUCUGCCCCAAUAACAUCAAUCUGAAUUUGAAAAGCAGUGAUUCAGGUAUAUGAUGUCAAGUAAUUUUAUUUUGAUAUUUUGAAGUCAUUUGAAGCAUUCUUUGCAUUGAUCCCUGUCGCAUGUUUUUUUUUUUUCCUAAUUUUUCUUUCUCAGAUCUGACAAAUUUUACUGUAAGUCGUGAUAACCAGUUACGAUGGUGUGUGGAAAACCAACGUGUCUGGAUGGCUCUGAGAGGUGCAGGAUUCCAAGCCCAUGCAGACCCAACAGGGAACUGUACAGAAAUUACAAAUGGCCACCAUGUGAUCAAGAAUGGUCUUGAUGAUGGCCCAUAUUCAACCAUAUUUCCUUGUGUUUCUCAAGCUAUUCGUUGGUUACUGGGAGGGAAAGAUCCUCUCAUAGAGGAAUUUUGCCAGGAGGAUCUGCCAGUACCAGAUUUUAUUACAAAGGCUUCAAGAGUUCAGGUUCUAGUUGGAGGAAGUUUGCAUCUUGUUGGUACUGUCAUGAAAGUUCUGGGACCAGAAAUUGUGGGAGAUGUUUAGAAAGGAUAUGAAAAGGGUAUCCAUUUUCACAGAAUGCUGUAUUAAGAGGUCACAGAGAGUUAUUCAGCUAUUUACAGUGUGUGUGAAAAGGACUUGAUAAUCAGUGAUUUAAAACUUGAUUUCUUAAAAAUGAUGAAGUUUUUAUGGUUGACACCCAGAUGUAAGAAAUAUGCUGACCGAAGUAAAUGUGACAUACUUAAUGAUAUAACUUUGAGAAGAAUUUUCAAUAACUCAACUGACUGGACUAAGAAAAUUAGUUGUUAUGAUAUGUAAGGCAGAUAAUGAGGCCACAUUGCCUCAGCUAUUUUAGUGAAACUUUUGUUUAAUAGUUUGUAUAUAUAGAUAUAUUUAUGUUUGUAAAUUACUUGCAACAGUUAUGUCAUUGAGAUCCUGUUUCUUGAAAUAACAUACCAAAUUCUGGUGGCACAUGAUUCCAACAGUAGAAGCUCUAUUUAGAAAAUUAAAAAGUUAUUUUACUCAAUUUGUAAGCUGUAUACAAAGUUUAGAUUAUUGCAUUUUAUUUUGUUAUGGGUUGAAUGGCAACAAAAGCAGAGGAAUCAGCUAGGGUGUUGAUGGAAUUUUAACACAAAUGUUAGAACUUACAGCUGCAUUAGAUUAAUAUUACUGUAAAUCUAGAAAAAUUCAUUAAGAUUUUUAGUCCAUUGUUUCAUUCUAAGUUUUAUUCUCCUCUCCCAGUCUGUAAAUGUUGCAUAAUAUCCAAAUUCUUUGGUUUGGAAAUGUAUUCUGUUAGAAUCAUGUGCCUCAGACAUAGACUGUGUAUGCUUUAGUAAGAUUUCUCAAUGAAAUAAUUGGCAAAUUUCUUAGAUGCAAGUAUGUGAACUAGUUGAUCUCCAGCCAAUUAAUUACGUGUAGACCACUUGGAAUGAAUUAGUGUAUGUCUUAUUGCAGAGUAUUGUUGCAAGAAACAUGUAAAAAUUUUGAAUGAAGAUUUCCUUUAGGGAUUUGAAUCACAGAUGGUUUUUCUUUUUUAAUUUAUGAAUUUAAAAGACUGUCCCCUUUGAUAUAGAAUGGAUUUGUGUAAAUAGUUAAAGGUAUUUCACAAUCUUAGAUUCAUACAUUACCUGUACAGAAGUCAUAAAUGCAUAUAAAGAACAAAUUUUGUUACAAAGAUAAAACAUCACAAAGAUGGACAAAAACAUUUCAGUGUCAAUUUAUUCAAAUUGGUUGGAAGGGUAAUAUGUACUCUGUUUCAUGAAGCUCUAAUUAAAUCAACCUUAAUACAAACUUGCCAGCAAGCCAAGACAUUAAACAAUUUAAUUAUUACCAUUUGUGUCUAACAUUUUUUUCAGUUGUGCAAUCUGCUUGGUACCCAGAAAACAAC
Molecule: messenger RNA, 10927 nt
Organism: Pocillopora meandrina
Lineage: Eukaryota; Metazoa; Cnidaria; Anthozoa; Scleractinia; Pocilloporidae
Source: the annotation of a GenBank genome assembly